Sorex fumeus (smoky shrew) is the source of this 4335-nucleotide messenger RNA. It is a transcript of the gene PTGIS, whose product is annotated as prostaglandin I2 synthase. The transcript has 10 exons. Gene Ontology annotation, biological process: prostaglandin biosynthetic process. Bases 34 to 1536 code for a protein of 500 amino acids. The record is from RefSeq and is a predicted model, not a curated record. Lineage: Eukaryota; Metazoa; Chordata; Mammalia; Eulipotyphla; Soricidae. Gene Ontology annotation, molecular function: iron ion binding; heme binding; oxidoreductase activity, acting on paired donors, with incorporation or reduction of molecular oxygen.
GGCCGCCCGCUGCCCACUCGCGCCCGCCCGGCCAUGGCGCGCGCGCUGGUCCUCGGCGUCCUGGUCCUCCUGCUCGCGCUCCUGCUGCUCGCGCGGCUGCUUCUGCGCCGCCGGCGCUGGCGGCGACGUGGCGAGCCUCCCCUGGACGUGGGCCGGGCCCCAUGGCUGGGCCACACCCUGGAGUUCGGGAAGGACCCUGCCCGCUUCCUGAGCAGGAUGAAGGAGAAGCAUGGGGACAUCUUCACGGUGCUGGUGGGAGGCAGGUACGUCUCUGUGCUCCUGGACCCCCACUCCUACGACUCGGUGGUGUGGGAGCCGCGCAGCAGACUGGACUUCCAGCCCUACGCCCUCCUCCUCAUGGAGCGGAUCUUCGACGUGCAGCUUCCGCAUCAUGAACCCGGCGAGGAGAAGGCCAAGCUGAAGCCGACGCUGCUCCACAAGGACCUGCAGGCGCUCACCGAGGCCGUGGACACCAACCUCCGGACCAUCCUGCUGGGCGACGCGGCGGAGGCGGGCGGCGGCUGGCACGAGACGGGCCUGUUUGAGUUCUGCUAUGGCAUCCUGCUCCGGGCCGGCUACCUGACGCUGUACGGAGUGGAGGAGGUGCCCCGCACGCCCGGGAGCCAGGCCCAGGACCGGGCCCAUUCGGCCGACGUCUUCCGCACCUUCCGGGAGCUCGACAAGCUGCUUCCCAGACUGGCCCACGGCACCCUGUCACUAGAGGAGCUCGAGCAAGUGGGCAAGGUCAAAGCUCGCCUGUGGAGUCUGCUGUCCCCGGCGCGGCUGGCCGGCCGCGCGCACCGGAGCGCGUGGCUCGAGAGCUACCUGCUGUUCCUGGAGGAGCUGGGCGUGUCGGAGCAGAUGCAGGCGCGGGCGCUGCUGCUGCAGCUCUGGGCCACGCAGGGGAACAUGGGUCCCGCUGCCUUCUGGCUGCUGCUCUUCCUGCUCAGGACCCCCGAGGCACUGUCUGCAGUUCGUGAAGAACUCGAGAGCGCCAUGGAGCCCCCGGAGAAGCCCGCCUUCCCACAGAAGGUUCUAGAUAGCUUGCCUGUGCUCGACAGCGCCUUGAGUGAGAGCCUCCGGCUCACCGCCGCGCCCUUCAUCACCCGCGAGGUGGUGGCAGACCUGGCCCUGUCCCUGGCAGACGGGCGCCAGUUCCGCCUUCGGCGUGGGGACCGGCUCCUCCUCUUCCCCUUCCUGAGUCCCCAGAAGGACCUGGAAAUCUACCCGGACCCAGAGGAAUUUAAAUACAACCGAUUCUUGAACCCUGACGGCUCAGAGAAGAAAGAUUUCUACAAGGGCGGGAAGCGACUGAAGAAUUACAGCCUGCCGUGGGGCGCAGGGCACAACCAGUGCUUGGGGAAGGGCUUUGCCGUCAGCAGCAUCAAACAGUUUAUGGUCCUUGCGCUGACCCACCUGGACCUGGAGCUCCUGGCCCCAGACGAGGGGCUCCCCGCGUUUGACCCCAGCAGGUACGGCUUUGGUCUGCUGCAGCCUGCCCACGACGUGCGCGUCCGUUACCGCCUGCGGCCCUGAGUCCUGGAGUGGGCGUUGGCACCCGCCGCUCCGGUCAGCCCGACCCCCCAAGCUCCCAACGCUCUGUGUCUGCUUCUGGGGGUGCAGCUCUGCCCCCCAGCUCUGCCCGCAGGCCCUCCUUCCUCCUUUCUCCCCUCGGGGAGGGAAGGGGGGACGAGGGGCGUGUCAGUAGGGAAGGCUCCAGAAGCUCCGGGGCAGCUUGCAAAGGGCUCUGGCUCUGGCUCCACUUCUCCUCUCUGCCCCCCACAGCUUCCCUGUGCCCCCAGUGCCCAGAGAGCCCGGUGCCCCGCUCUAGCUCCGAUGGUCUGAGGGACGCUGGCCUUUGGGACCAGUACCCCCCUGAUACAAGCUCAGCCCUCCAGGCUUAGGUCAGCUCCAGGUGGCCACGGCACCUGCUCCCUGGGUGCCCCUCACCGGGCACUGCUCGUCUGGGGAAAUGCCGGCUGGCACACGCCAGGUGCACAAGGCGCUCCCUGCCCCCCACAGCGGCUGGCAAGAGCAGGGCAGCUCCCAGAGCCCCGGAUCCCCAGGGGGGUUUCCCAGGGCUGAGCUGCCUGGAGGCAGGAAGCGGUGGGACUUCAAGGGACAGGGGGAGAGGGGCCUUGGUGCCCACUGCAGUUCAGAGCUCGCCGCGGGCACCAUCCAGUCCGCAGCGGCUUUGUUACACUUUCGAUUAAAAAGAAAAACAACACGCCCAUCCGUUGCUGUUGUCUCGUCGUGGGGAGCCUGGGUGGGCGCCCACCCAGGCAGUCAGCAGUGGCCUUACUGGUGUGUAUUCCCAGACACCUGGAGCUGAGGCAUCCCCCCCUCCCCGCCCGACCCCCGGGUCCCCUCUGCCCCUUCACCCGCCUCCUGGCACGGGGAGACACUGCAGUCUGAGAUGCCCCCUUAGAUGCAGAAGGGGAGAUGGUCCCCUCACCUGGGGACAGCCUGUCCUGGGAACCGCAGCUUGGUGGUGAGGUCUGGACUCUGCAUCCCUGAGGGAGAAGCCGCCACUCAGGGGCUACUGAUCUCCUGGAUCCCUCAGUCCUGUGUGACGACAUGGCCCCAGGGUCCGGCAGAACUGACUCCAGCCGCACCCUGUGUCUGGGAAUGAGGGAUGGUGAUGCCCUCCUCCCAGAGAGGAGCAGAGAGAAAGGCUGAGAUUGCACAGAGGACUAGAGAGGGCAAGUCACUUGGCCAAGGUCACACAGCUCUGUAUCCAGCAGACAGACACACCACUCCAGUAGCGAGGGCUGGCGGGCAGCUUUGCAAGCCUUGGACACAAAGGGCGGAGGUGGGUGGAGGGGAAGUUGUGUUUGGUGUCAGAGAGCUGACAGAGCCAGAGGCACCUGUGGGGGGUGAUCGCACCCCUACAUGCACGCACACAUGCUCACAUGCACAGUACUCACAUACACACAUGCUCACACGCAUGCAUACACACGCAUGCCCACGUGCACCGUACUCACAUACAUGCUCACACACAUGUGUACACAUGCAGACACGCACAGCACUCAUAUAUACAUGCAUACCAUGCUCACAUGUAUAAACAAACAUAUCUGCUUACAUGCACACAGUUACAUACACAUAUCUGCACACAGUUGCUCACAUAUGUAUACACAUACAUGCAUACACACAUGCUCACGUACCUGCUUACAUAUACAUACACACAUGCUUACAGACAUACAUGUACCUGCAUACACACAUGCACACAUGGUCACACAUGCACAUAUGUCCACACACAUACAAUUGCUCCCUUGUACACGCACAUACAUGCACUCACAUAUACAUACAUGCACACUUAUAUGCAUACAUACAUACUCGCGUACACACAGACAUGUAUGCUUACAAAUAGACACAGUCAAAUAAAUACACUUUCAGAUACAAACACACACCACUACAGACACAGACAAUCACAUGCAGCACAGACUCUCCUCGAUACACCCCCAACCAUAUACAUGGACACAUGCACACACAUGCACACGCACACACUCACACACACAGGUCCUCGUGUCUCUUGCUGGAGGAGGAGAGGGGAAUGGAGCUCUGCAGAGUUCCAGCUAAUCUCCUCAGAGCAGCAGCGCUGGGGGCUGGGGUCUUCCCUGGCCCUGAGCCUCCAGGCACCCCCCAGGAUUCCCAGACAGACACUGUGAUUGGCAGGAGGCGGGAUAUCCCCAGGGAAACCCAUCUUCACGCCUGGGUGACCCCCACUCCUGCCUGCUUCUUAACUCGGCAGGAAAUCUGGGCUGGCAGCCUCCGGUGGGAGGAAGGAGCCGGUUUCCAUGGCAACCCUCAGCCGCCUCCUCCCGGCUGGGAAGACAAGGCAGAAGGGCGCAGAAAUAGCUUCAGGAAGAUGGGGUGUGCCGGGGGGAGUCCUCUGACAUUCCCCUUCUGAAUCAGGGCUCCGUUGCCACCGAGACUGGAUUCUCAAUGGCGUUCAGAACGGGGCCAGAUCCCUUAAAGGGGCGCAUCCGUGCUGCCCCCCCCGCUUUCAAAGGAGCAGGUCCCAGCUGGCGGCUCCAGCUGGUGCGGUAGAAGCUACAGCAGCCUCCCUGGGUCUCAUCCUCAUUGUUGUUCUUCUCUUUGAAAAACGCCAAAGCCCCAGCCCAGAGAGGGCCAGGGGGGCUCUUCCCCCAGCUGAGCUGGGAAGACGGGGCCUCCCUCGGCCAGCACGAGACCCCCCACACAGGAAGACCCUCCCCGUGGGCUCACAGGCUUGCACGUCCUGGGAAAGACGUGCUUAGCUGAACCUGAUGAAGCACGUCCUGAGCACGCCGAUGAUUUAAGUGUGAGAUUUGGUGUGUGGCCCUUCACCAGAUC